AUGGCCGACGACGCCAAGAUCGUCUCCCGGCUCUGGGAAUUGCUGGGGGAAGCCGAUCCGUCGGAGAUGAGCGAGCGGAUGCUGAGGGAGAAGCUCGAGGCGGAGCUGGGCGUGGAUCUGUCGGACAAGAAGGCGCUGGUUCGCAAGGAGGUGAAGAAGUACCUCGAGGAGAAGGGCGCCGGCGGCGGCGAGGAGGAGGAGGACGAGGAGGGCGAUUUGGAGGAGGAGGUGGAGGACAACGACGGCGAUCCCAAGGCCAGGGCUGGUAGCAAGCGGAAGCCAGGGAGGCAAAAAGCAGCAGCCGAGCCGAAGAAGACGCGGGGAGUGGGCAGGAAGGCUCGCACAGAGAAGGAUGACAAGGGUGAGAAGAAGACACGCCGUGGCGGAGGGGGUUUUGCCAAACCUCUCAAAGUCUCCACUGAGCUGGCGGACUUCCUGGGCUCCACGGAGAUCUCCAGGCCCCAGCUGACCAAGUUCAUGUGGGAUUACUUCAAGAGCAACGGCCUGCAGAACCCCGACAACAAGCAGGAGAUCAUAGCUGAUGGCAAGCUGCAGGCGCUGAUGAAGGUAGACCGCUUCAGGGGUUUCGGCUUCAUGAAGCACCUCAAGCCCCACAUACUGGAAAAUUAG
This is a messenger RNA of Ostreobium quekettii, 630 nucleotides long. The record is from the annotation of a GenBank genome assembly. Lineage: Eukaryota; Viridiplantae; Chlorophyta; Ulvophyceae; Bryopsidales; Ostreobiaceae.